This is a messenger RNA of Hippocampus comes (tiger tail seahorse), 1608 nucleotides long. RefSeq names its product leucine rich repeat containing 42 (gene lrrc42). Lineage: Eukaryota; Metazoa; Chordata; Actinopteri; Syngnathiformes; Syngnathidae. The record is from RefSeq and is a predicted model, not a curated record. The transcript is spliced from 7 exons. The coding region runs from base 289 to 1536 and encodes 415 amino acids.
CCAACGAAAACUUUAAUCAAGUAAAUAAAUCAGACUGCAACUUCAGAUUUAGCGAAAGGCUAAUUAGGGUGUGUAUAUUACGUCGUAGCCGGACAAAGACACAUUAAGUGUCGUGUUUGGCGUGUGCUCACAUAAAACGUGAUGUUUCUUGUCAAAGGGGCUUUUAUUUUGACACCAGCAAAAGCAAUUCACUGAAAUCCCAGUCAAGUCGAAUGUAGGUUCUGGCUUGGUUUUUGAGAGGAACAGAAACACAUGAACUUAAUGGUGUUGUGAGAGUCGACACCACAAAUGGACGCCAGCGGCGUGUACGUGCGGGAAAGAGGCAAGCUGCAUCGUGUCAGCGACAUCGUGCUCAAGCCUGUGGUGGGAUUUUCCUCGUCUUCGUCGUCUACCUGUCGGCGGACCAACCCACUGGUGCUGCGUAAGGAGCACUUCGUGUUUACGUACAACGCGGAGGGCAGUCUGCGCUACAGCAGCAAGUCGCUGUUCGACAUCGCGUUGCUCUUCGUGGCGGGCAACGUGCAGCACGUGGACUCGCUGGUGGGCUUCCCCGAGCAGAUCGGCGACAGGCUGUUCGCGGCGGCAGAGGAGAACCGCGUGUUCCUGAAGCCGGACGUCUCCCCCAGAGCCCUGCGGCUCUUCAGCGACGCCUAUGGGGAAAUGGUGCUCGGCUCCCUCUGCCUCAGGAACAGGUUUCCUCUAUUGAGCGAACGUAUCGCUGACAUCAAGACCUUCCACAGUUUGAAACGUUUAGACCUGUUUGGCUGCCGGCUGGGCGACAACCACGAGAUAUUCCAGCACCUGACAUCCGCCUCUCUGGCGAGCUGCUUGAUUCAGCUCUUCAUUGGCGGCAACGGCCUGUCAGACGCUGGCCUGCAACGACUGACGGCACCAGUGAGAAUGAUGAGGAAAGGACUGGACUGUCUUCAGUGCCUGGAUGUUUCACAUAACCCCCUUUCGGAGAGGGCUCUCCGCUACCUGAAGUGUCUCCCUAAACUUGACAAACUGGAUGUAUCUGGCACCAGCGUGAAGUUUGGCUCAAGACUGAAGUUGAGCAUGUGGGAGCUGCUGGGCCUGACUUAUUCCGAGAACGCGCUGGACGCCUUUGACCACUCUGAAUGUAAAACACAAGGAUGGGCGGAACAGGUUGUAAACCAGUGGGAAACCAAUGGAGCGCAAAUGCCGAAACAGAAGAAACUUGAUGAGUCCAGAAUAUCAGCACUUCGCUUUUGUACGUGUUUGCCAGGCGCCUUUCGGGUUGGCAGGCAGAAGUUUGUCCAGGAGGUGUUGAACGCGGCACCAUUGUGUCGCAACAGAGAUGCAACAGCCGAGGAGCAACGUCUGCACUUCUACAAACCUCCAGCGGGUAGCACCACAGACGGCACCACCCCUGACAGAACUUGUUGGAACGCAAGCGGCAAAAGGAAGCAACCGUCGGAAAAGCGCAGUGACCGUUCGACGGCCAGUCCGCCGAUGAAACGUGCCUCAUUGUCAGUGUUUAACGCUGACGACAUGGAUUUGUUGGACCAAUACUGAGAUGCAUCAGCACGACGAUUAUACAGUCGUUUUGUUGAGUAACGUUUUCUUAAUAAAGUUAUUUUGUACGCA